Molecule: messenger RNA, 2154 nt
Organism: Seminavis robusta
Lineage: Eukaryota; Bacillariophyta; Bacillariophyceae; Naviculales; Naviculaceae
Source: the annotation of a GenBank genome assembly
AUGCCCCCCCGCAAAACUCUUCAAACUACUGGUGGUGGGGUUGCUCCUGGCCGAGGUCGUGGUGGCCGUGGUGGUCGUGGUGGCCGUGGUGGCCGUGGUGGCCGUGGUGGCAGAUCUAUUGGCCGCAGUGGUGGUGGCAGCGGAAACAACAAUCAUGUGCAGAGACUGAGGGUACCAACUCCUGAUCCCAUGUGGAUGGCCUUCUGGGAAUAUCAUAAUACAUGGGAGCGCUAUCAUGGUCCAGUUGAAAGGCCCAGUUAUGCCAAUCUGUUGCUCCGCACCAUGAGUUUGCCAGCUCUCAUUUCUGGCUUCACUGAUGAAGAUGCAAUGCUACCAAUGAGCCAUGCGCACAUCCAACAACUUCACAGCAGACUCCUGGACAAAGAUGAUUGGAACUGGAAGAUGCCCAAAGUCCUCUUGAAUCGAAUAACGGAUUCAGAGAGCAGAUUGGUUGGAGCCAUGUUUGGUACUACCAAGAGCGGCUGGAAUGCAUUGAUAGAAAAGCAUCUAAAGAAUGAAUCCUUUGUUCUAGUGCACCAAAACAAGUCUGUCAGGGUUGUUUCGGCUGAUCAAUGGGGAGAAGACUUUGGAAUCGGACACAACAUUGGCCGGGUCGUUUGGGUUCUAAAUAAAAAACUCAACAAGCCACAGGCUGUUCAGAAAACUGUCAAGAUAAUUAGGACAAGGGCAAAAUCUCAGAAGGCUGCCCGCCGUCUCAUUGAUGAGUUGGUUGCGGAGCACCGGGAGGCGAUUGGCUUGGACAUACUGCGUAGGCUUGGCUUUUCCCUUGAUGGUGAUGGCUGGUUCAAGGAUGCAGAAAAAGGAUUGACGGCACUUCUGAAAGCUGCAGCUCAUCUUGCGAACAGGCAGAAAGACUACAAGACCCCUCGUCAUGGAUUCAACAGCCUUGUCGAAUGGUACAACAAAAUCCCCGUCAGUAACCAGUACCGACUUAAAACCUUUUCCUUCAUCCAAGAUCUUGUGAUGCCGGAGACCACAGCGGAAGCUCAGGUUCGCCAGAAUGAGGAGCAAGCAGCUGCGAGGAAGGCAGAGAGGACCAGGAAGAGAGCAGCAAAGGAGGCGGCAGCAAAGGCAAAACAGGUCGCACAGGCAGCGCAACCUGGAAAACGCAAGCGUGCUGAUCAUGACAACAUGUCUGAGUCAGAAGAAGAGGAGUUCGAUUUGGCUGCAAUCAAUGACUCUGAUGGUGAAGAUGCCACAGCCAAUGCAGCAACCACAACCACCACGGUACGAGCCACUGUUGUCACUCCUGCAGCCGGGUCCAUGGCAAAGUCCGCAACGGCCACAGCUCCAGCCGCAGCUCCAGCCGCAGCUCCAGCCGCAGCUCCAGCCGCAGCUCCAGCCGCAGCUCCAGCCGCAGCUCCAGCCGCAGCUCCAGCCGCAGCUCCAGCCGCAGCUCCAGCCGCAGCUCCAGCCACAGCUCCAGCCACAGCUCCAGCCACAGCUCCAGCCACAGCUCCAGCCACCACCGCUGUGGCAGCUCCAGCCACCACUGGUACGGCCGCCGCUGCGAGAGUCACCCCAGGCAAACCACAACCAAAGACCCAUGUGGACUUUGCCAACAUCGAUAUUGUUGAUCUCACUGCAACGGAAGAGCAGAUUAGUGCUACAGCCAAAAAACAUGCAGAUGCCAUCUGCAAACGACCCCCCUUUGCAGGACCCAAUCCCAAAGCUCCGGGUUCUACAAGAUAUGUCAAACCUGCUGACGAUGCUUGGAUUGCUGCCCACACAUACAAAUUUCAAUUGGCUCAGCAACUGGCAACCGAGUUGGCUGUGAAAUAUGGCAUCCAAGCAGGUGUCAAAAAGAUGAAAGUGAAUUUGAGGGGUGAGCGUGCUGAAGCAGGUGCCCGGAAGCUUGGGUUUCUCCCUAAACGGGCACAACCAGGGGCGGCGCCUUUGAAAAUCGAACAUAUCAACAACAGCGUCAGCGUGUGGUUGCAUGAGUUGCAGCAAUCUUCCUUUGUGCCAACCAUGGCCUUCUUAGAGUCGGUGCUAGGACCAAACUGUGUGGGAGUAGAGCCGCUGGAACAGAACUGCAAAAAGGCACUCUCUGCUGUCAAAUACCGUGGAUAUGACAGUGAUGCCAAGAAGGUCCUUCAUGUCAUUAUCGAGGAAGUGACAGAGCAGGUUUAA